AUGUUUACUGAAAUUAGUGUCACUGUGUUUUCCUUCAUCAAUCUACGGUCACACCUAGCAGCUCACAGAGGGACAUACACUUUUUUUGAGGAGUGCAACCGCGUCAAAAAUCAACUCGCGCUACGCAAAAUCAUCUCCAGGAUCGGGAUGCAUAUAAUGAUACGCGGAUCAGCUGCUCAGGAGGAAGAUCCACCACUUGGCAUGUAUCUAUAUUUGUGA
Acanthoscelides obtectus is the source of this 219-nucleotide messenger RNA. Lineage: Eukaryota; Metazoa; Arthropoda; Insecta; Coleoptera; Chrysomelidae. The record is from the annotation of a GenBank genome assembly.